AUGGAGGGAAGGCCUGUCUUGGCACUCUUUCUGGCUGUGCUGUUUUUGGUAACAGGUGGAAGAGAUGAUGACCACUCGCACCACAUCAGCACCUCUCAAUGCGGAGAAUACAGCAACCAGGUACUGGAGGAUGGCAUGUGCCGACUGAUGGCCACGCUGCCCCAGCUGGAUGACCAGCGCUGUCCCGACAUGUUUCGAUGUACGGAUGAGGUUUCUUACUGGCUUCAUGAGAACGAGGAACGCAAGCAGCAGAUCCUGGCUCUGCGGGAGACGGUGUCUGAACUUCAGGAGGAACUUCGAAACCAUCGUCAUCGAGUUAAAUUGUUGGAGCUGCAGAGCGAAGAAAAGAACCGUAAUAACUCAUCUGUGGAACAGCGUUUGCAUGAACUGGAGGAUCAUUAUGCGGAUGCCACAACUCUGCUGCACAUUCAGGGUUCAUUGAUCUAUGACCUUCAGGCACAGAUUCAUAACCUUUCACUGCUGGUGGAAAAAGUGAGACGUAACCCAGGUUGCAUGAUCAACAUCGUCCGCACCAGCCCACUACUCAGUGGACAAGAAGCCCUGCAUCCUGAAGUCCAGCAUGUCAGGAAUUGUCCUAUCGACUGCGCCUCCCUCUACUUCAAUGGAGUAGGUCGAUCUGUCUACACCGUGGUGCCCUCGCUAGGGGCAAUGCCUGUGGAAGUCUACUGUGAUAUGGACAAAGAUGGUGGUGGUUGGACUGUGAUCCAGCGUAGGCAAGACGGUUCUGUGAACUUUGACCGAAGCUGGAAAGAGUAUAAAGAGGGUUUUGGGGACCUACAUACAGAAUACUGGCUGGGUAAUGAACACAUCCAUGAUCUGACCCGUCAGGGUGACUAUACGCUCCGUAUCGACAUGGAGGACUGGAGCGGGACGCACAAGCACGCCGUUUAUCAGAGCUUCAGCGUUGAGAAUGAGAACACGCAGUAUCGUCUGCAUGUGUCUGGGUUCAGUGGAACGGUGGAAGAUUCCUUCAGCUGGUACCACGACAAACAAGGCUUCAGCACACCAGACACGGGCAACAUCUGUGCAGAGAUCUCCCACGCUGGCUGGUGGUAUAACCAGUGUUUCUACGCAAACCUCAAUGGCAUCUACUACAAGGGUGGCCGCUAUUCUCUGAAGGGGAAGAACCCGCUCGGCCCUGAUGGUAUUGUGUGGUACACAUGGAAAGAUUCAGACUACUAUUCUCUGAGGAAGGUGAGCAUGAUGAUCCGACCCAGAAUCUUCCGACCGCAUCUAUCGCCCUGAAUCAGGGUGAACCAUGAGCUCACACUUCAACCAGCCAAUCACAGCUCUCAGAGCCACAAAGACGAUGAUGAUUUAAGUCUAUAGAUGGCAGAAGAGAGGAGAUGAGAG
Molecule: messenger RNA, 1374 nt
Organism: Triplophysa dalaica
Lineage: Eukaryota; Metazoa; Chordata; Actinopteri; Cypriniformes; Nemacheilidae
Product: fibrinogen-like protein 1
Source: RefSeq, a predicted model, not a curated record